This is a messenger RNA of Carassius auratus (goldfish), 1981 nucleotides long. It is a transcript of the gene enkd1, whose product is annotated as enkurin domain containing 1. The record is from RefSeq and is a predicted model, not a curated record. NCBI's taxonomy places the organism in Eukaryota, Metazoa, Chordata, Actinopteri, Cypriniformes, Cyprinidae. The transcript has 8 exons. The coding region runs from base 113 to 1144 and encodes 343 amino acids. Gene Ontology annotation, cellular component: cytoplasmic microtubule.
UUGCGCUUGUUGUUAGUGCGUCAUCAGUCUGCGUGUGACCGAAGAAUAGAGCAAAUACGACGCACAAUCAGCUCAAUUAUCAAAGAAUUAAGGUUUUUAUCAAAGCAGCAGUAUGUGUGAAGGGCCCUCAGCGAUCUCUGGUCCCAUUCCUCCAGACCCCACACUGUUUCCUGAAUAUUACAAACGCCCGUCCUCUGCUCGUGGUCGGCUGGAGGGAAACACUCUGAGCGGCUCGUCUCCUCUUCUGAAGGGUCCCUUAGCACCAGAUCCUGGGUUUUACAGUUCCCGCUGCACCCCUCGCCCCCGAAUCGGUGCAAACGCCACUCACAUCCUCGAGAGAGGACAGAGAGGGGUCGUGGGAGACCUGCUGAAGCUGGAAGGAGUGGCGCUGAACCCCAGUCCAGCCAAACCUAAACCUGCCAUACGGGACUUUGGUAAAGAAAAUGUUCGCAAGCUACGUGAAAUCCAAAAGCGUUUUCGAGAGCUGGAAGCGCAGAGAGAACAUACCAAACCUGUGCCGGUUAAAGCACUCUGGAUCUCUCCAAAAUACCAGGAUGUCUCCUCCAGGGUAAUGGCCCAGUUACAGGAGACGAGUCCUCCUAAGAAACCCGAAUGUCAGAACUUCCUGAAGGCUCACUCUGUGUGUGGCACUGGAGGUCGAGCGCUCGGACCGUCACAAGCUCCAUUAGACUCGGAUUCUGAGAUGCAUGUGAGAGGACACACGGUGGACUUUGUGAGUCAUAACGCUCGAGCCGCGGGGAAGACAAACCUGAGGAGAUCUCAGUCCUUAGAGAACUUCAGAGACAAACCACCACCGAGCGCCAUGAAAGGGAAAGUGCCGCAAUAUCUGGAGCAGAGGAAGGUGCAGUGGAAAAAGGAGGAGGAUGAGAGGAGAAGAAACACUCCUGAUCCGUCCAUUCCUGCUGGACACACUCAGAUGUCUGAAAGAGAGAGACAGGAGACCCUGAGGUCCCUCAAAGAAACUCACAGGUCUCUGGUCAGCGAGCUGCUGUCUCUCCCCAUUAAAGCCGACACACUGAGCAUCCGCUCUCGACGCGCUCAACUCGACCAGCGUCUCUCGGAGGUCGAGGAGGCCAUCAAAAUCUUCUCACGGGAUAAAGUCUAUGUGAAAGUCGACUCUUAAACACCACAUCCAUAUCAGGCUUUUUCUUCUGUAUUUCUGUAUUUAUUAGUAGCAGCAGAUGCUUUUUAAUUUCCGGAGAUCAUUGCAUUUGAACGCUCGACACUAUAAAGAGAUUUGUGACUAAAUAUGACUCUUAUAAGUGGCAGAGAUUAUUGAUUUUUCCUUUUUUGCUGAUUCUGUAGUCAUGCUUCGGUUAGAUAAUUAUGAAAUUAAACAGACAUAAGCAUGAGAAUAAGAAAUAAAAUUCAGUAAGUGGACAUUUUUAUUACAAUUUUGACUUUUUGGUCACAAUUUCAGCUUCUCAUGAUUAUGUUUUUUAAUCUCAUAAUUCACCAUAAUUGAUCUCACAAAUAUGAUUUAGCAUGUCACACUUUUGACUUUAUCUCAUUAUUAUUUCAUAAUUAUGAUUUACCAAAGUAUGUUUUCUCUUAUGUAGCAGAAAUGGGUUUCUAUAGUAUUUGGUGGAUUUGUUUAAACGUUCAAAAUUGUCUGUAAUUUAGGGAAUUUGUACUUCUAGAUUUGCUAGAAAGUAUUUCUGCUGCCAUGUACAGUAACAAUUGUCUACAAUCCCAAGGAGCUGCUGACCUUCAGAUGCAUCAUAAUGCUGUCAUUUAACAUGCUAUUAGCAAAUUUUUAUGUUUAAUUGUUUUGAUGUGUCCUUGAAAUGAAUUUUAGUGUUGCAGUACUUAAAAGUGGUGCUCGUUUUAAAUGUCAGAUUACACAAGCAGUUCAGCUUUGAUCAGCUCUUCACACAAUCACAAAUAUCUGCACCAAAGCUCAUAGCAACUAUUUUUGUGCAUCAGUAAAAUAAAAAUCCACAGUGUUUGUCUUAUCAUG